Caenorhabditis elegans is the source of this 773-nucleotide messenger RNA. RefSeq names its product SCP domain-containing protein (gene scl-3). Bases 45 to 680 code for a protein of 211 amino acids. The transcript is spliced from 4 exons. The record is from RefSeq and is marked reviewed. Lineage: Eukaryota; Metazoa; Nematoda; Chromadorea; Rhabditida; Rhabditidae. Gene Ontology annotation, cellular component: extracellular region.
UCCUAUAAAUAUCCAACCUACUAGUUGUAUUUUCAACAGACAACAUGCACACCUUUACUCUUCUCGUUUUGGUUACCCUUCAGAUUGGAGCUUAUGCUCAAUUCAGAGAAAGCACUCAACAAUUCAUUGUGGACCUUCAUAAUAAGCUUCGUACUUCAAUUGCCAAGGGAACAUAUGUGGCUAAAGGGACAACAAAAGCAGCUGGUAGUAAUCUUUUGAAAAUGAAGUGGGACACCACAUUGGCCACCGCUGCUCAAACUUUUGCUAACACUUGCCCGAGAGGUCACUCCAAUGCAGCUGGAGUUGGAGAGAACUUGUACUGGAGAUGGUCCAGCCUCCCAUUCUCCGGAAUGGAUAUCUAUGGAGGAGCUGCAUCUGUUGCCUGGGAACAAGAAUUCCAGCAGUACGGAUGGACAACCAACACUUUCACUCAAGCCCUUGCUAACACUGGAAUUGGACAUGCUACCCAAAUGGCUUGGGCUAAUACUGGUCUGAUUGGAUGUGGAGUGAAGAACUGCGGACCUGAUCCAGAACUAAAUAACUAUAACAGAGCUGUUGUGGUUUGCCAAUACAAGGCUCAAGGAAACUAUUUGGGUCAAGACAUCUACAAGUCAGGAACCACUUGCUCAGCGUGCCCAACUGGAACCACUUGUGAAGCUGCCACUGGACUUUGUGUAUAAACUUGUGGAAAAUGAUUGAAACGUAGAUAAUAUUUCAACACUGCCCAUUGCAUUCCAAUAUUCUUUCCAUUGUGUAAUAAAUUUUCUUAUAUU